AUGUCUGAAAGAAAAGUGGCUUGCUUUCUCAAGUACCUUGACUUUCCUCACUUGGACAUUGAAGACAUGAAAGCAAUGGCAGCACUUGUUUGUGUCAAAGCUGAUGUCAGAGAGAUGUUUGAAAGUCCUUUAAAAAAGUACUUCAAGCCCCAAAGAAAGAGGAGGAGGAUCUUGGAGGAUCUCCAGCCUAAAAGAAGAAAGCUUUGGUAUUACAGGAUGAAGGUGAUUAAACAGGAGUUCAGCAGGAAUUGGCAUCAAGAGGGGGUCCAGGUAGAUGGAAGUCCAGAGGGAACUCAGCCUCAAGAGGUGGCCCAGGAACAUGUUCAGGUGGAUGAAAGCCCAGAAGGAACUCAGCAACUCUGCUCACCAGUGCAGCCAGAGCAAGGAGAUCAUCCCUCAGCAGCACAGCUACUGCCCCCUGCUCAGGAGCCACAGGGAGGGAUUGAUAUCCAUGUGCACCCACAGGGGCAGCCAGUGCAAGGGGGCACGGCCCCAAACACAGGAGCACAACCAGCAGAGUCGGGGUGGGAGCUCCCCAAGGUGACUGUGCAGGUGCAGCCGCAGGGCAGGAGCCAGGGCUGGGGCUGCCCAGAGGUGACCGUGCAGGUGCAGCCUCAGAGACCAAACCCAAGGUGGGAGCCCCCAGCAGUGACUGUGCAGGUGCAGGUACAGCAGCAGGGCCCAGGGCCAUCUCUCCCACAAGUAACUGUACAACUACAGCCCCAGGAGUGGGGACAAGGCACUGCUGGCAUCAAGGUCACGGUGCAGCUGCAGCUGGGCUGUGACCCAGAAGAGGCAAUCCACCUCCAGAACCAAGGUGAGGGAGUGCUCGAUAAUGGAGAACAGUGGACCCCCCCAGACAACCAGGGAAAGAUGAUGACAAGAUCUGAAGGUGAGGGAGGUCUUGCUGUGGUGGAGCUGGUGCCACAGGGGAUUCUGAGCCAAAAACAGGAUCAAGGAGGAAAAGUGGAAAAAGCCCAGCAGGACCAGAGCCAAGAGGAAAGAGCAGAAGUGGUGGAGCUGCAGGACAUGCAGGCUGGAAACAAAACAGACCUGAAAGAGAUGGUGGCAGAGGAGCAGCUGCAGGACCAGAGCCAAGAGCAGGAACAGCUAAAAGCAGACUUUCCUCUGCAAAACGGAGACCAAAGAAGUACAGAGAUAAGACAGGACCAAGGCAAUAGCCAAGAAGGGCCCAGGGGAAUUGUGGAAGACCAGAAGGAAGGCCUAGGACAAGAACUAUCUAAGAAACGUCGAAGAGAGGCUCCAAAUUAUUUUGUUGCCAUUCCAAUAACAAAUGAUCAGGUUUUGGACAGAAUUGAAGAUGUUCAAGAACUCAUAUUCUCUAAAGAGCCUGACCUGUCAAGAGCUCUUCUUCCUGUUCAAACUAUGCACCUUACUAUAAUAGUAGCUCAUCUGGGAACAGAAGAAGAAGUGAAAAAGGCUGUUCUGGCACUGAAGCAAAGCAAGACUAAAGUGGAAGACAUCUUGCAGGGUAAAGACCUUAACUUGACAUUCCAUGGGAUUGGAGAGUUUAAUAACCAAGUGCUAUAUGUGAAAAUGUUGGAGGAAGACCAGAAAAUGCUGAACAGAAUUGCAGAAGCUGUGGAAGAAUGCUUUAUUGAAAUGAAUCUCGACAUUUCAGGAAGUAAGGACUUCAAACCACACCUGACUUUCCUGAAGCUCUCCAAAGCAUCAAGGUUGAGAAAAAGGGGCUUCAGGAAAAUUUGUACGGAUCUGUAUAAGGAAUAUGAAGACAGCCACUUUGGCACAGAGGUCCUCAGUCGAAUUGACCUCUGUGCCAUGCGUAAGAAGAAGCAGGAAUCUGGUUACUAUUAUUGUGAGUGUUCAAUCAAUGUGGGCUCCAGUGGUAAGGAAGAGAGUAAAGAGCCAAAAAUGCAGACAGAAGACGUGGGGGAGAAGAGCAGUGAAGGCCUCCCAAACAACGGAGCAAAGGCUGAAGUAGGAGCAACUGCUGCAAGCUGUAAGCUUGCCUCAACAGUAGUAGCUGAUGAUAAACCAUCUGAAAAUGUUGCUGAGGCCUCAAUUGCAAUUAAAGAAAAAGAAAUCAGUGAGGCAAAGGGACAGCCUGAAGCUACAGAUGGGACUUCUCCUACAGCUGGAGAUAUCUGCUCAGAGUCAGUACUUGGUCUGCUGCCAGCAAGUUCAGAUGUGCUGAAAAGCUUGGAAAUAGAACAAGAAAAAGCAAAGAUAACAGAUGGCAGUUUGCAAAAAACUGAAGCAACAGAACAAGCACCUGGUCAGACAAGUUUGGAAUAA
Molecule: messenger RNA, 2277 nt
Organism: Ficedula albicollis (Collared flycatcher)
Lineage: Eukaryota; Metazoa; Chordata; Aves; Passeriformes; Muscicapidae
Exons: 8
Coding region: 1-2277 (758 amino acids)
Cellular component (GO): cytosol
Molecular function (GO): protein kinase A regulatory subunit binding
Source: RefSeq, a predicted model, not a curated record